AUGGGUGCACCAUCUACGCCCCAAACCAAGCCCGAAGUGGUGACAGUUACAACAGCAGAUGAAGUGCCAGUUCAGCUGGAGGCAGCAGGUUGUACAGAUCGAGGCCUCCGUGCUUGGACAGUCGUUGUCGGCGCCUGGUGUGCCAAUCUCUGCGGCUUUGGCUGGGUCAAUUCCAUCGGGGUUUUCCAGGAGUACUAUCAAUCGCAUCAGCUGCAGUCCUACUCUACAUCAAGCAUCUCUUGGAUCCUAUCCCUGCAGCCAUUCGUGCUCUUCGCCGCAGGCCUUGUUAUAGGAAGGGUCCUUGGGCUUAUGAUGACGUCCAUCUCCAGUCAGUAUUAUCAGUUCAUGCUUGCCCAGGGUAUAUGCGGCUCGCUGGGCGCAAGCCUCACGUUCUACUCUUCAAUCGCAUCGACAGCAACAUGGGUCGCACCCGUUCCUCGACCUGUCAGGUUUCAUGAUUAUAUCAACCCAUUCACGGAGCUGCCUUUUUUCCUGCUCACAACGGGUUCCUGCCUUGGUUUCUUUGCCACCUUUGUGCCUAUCAACUAUGUCAUCCUGGAGGCGCAGACAGGCGGAGUAGACCGUGACUUGGCCGGGUAUAUGCUCACGAUACUAAAUGCCGCUAGUCUACCCGGUCGAAUACUACCGGGUUAUCUGGGCGACAAAUGGGGCCGGUUCAACGUGAUGAUCGGCAUGUGCGGGCUUUCUACCAUUGUAGUGCUCGCCCUUUGGCUGCCCGGCACACUUACUAACCCUGGUUCCGCAGCCAUAUAUAUAGUCUUCUGCCUGCUAUAUGGCUUCUUCUCUGGUGCCUUUGUGAGCAUGGUACCAGCCCUGCUCAGUCAGAUCUCCGCGGACGUAACCAAGAUUGGAGUCCGCCAGGGUGUUCUCUUCACUUGUGUCAGCAUCGCAACGCUCACAGGAAACCCGAUUGCAGGUGCAAUCUUGAAUCAGCAGAAUGGAGCGUACUGGGGUUUACAGGUCUUUGCUGGCCUGAUGAUGGCUGGAAAGACGGAGUAUAAAUGUAAUAAACGUCAGAACUUCGUUGAGAAACACUUCAUGGUUCAAGCCGUGGCAAGCUAUGGGCAUUACCAGAAUGCUGAAACAAGAGGAAGACCCACUGAAGUCCAGAAUUCUUACUACGUAACGACCAGUGUGGUCAUAGGCAAGACCGUACAAACACUGGUCCCUACUGACGCUGCUGCUGCCAGAUGCGAGGCACUCUCCAAGCGGACCCUUGUAGCGGUCAACGCCAGCUUGGGGGUAUGGACAGCCAAGGAAGGGCGCCUUUUCCCGUCUUUAUCUACAUCUUCCAUAGGUUCCGGGCAGGGACGGAUAACAUAG
Molecule: messenger RNA, 1344 nt
Organism: Microsporum canis CBS 113480
Lineage: Eukaryota; Fungi; Ascomycota; Eurotiomycetes; Onygenales; Arthrodermataceae
Product: monocarboxylate permease-like protein
Exons: 7
Coding region: 1-1344 (447 amino acids)
Biological process (GO): transmembrane transport
Cellular component (GO): fungal-type vacuole membrane
Molecular function (GO): transmembrane transporter activity
Source: RefSeq, a predicted model, not a curated record